Ilyonectria robusta is the source of this 885-nucleotide messenger RNA. RefSeq names its product NADP-dependent oxidoreductase domain-containing protein. The record is from RefSeq and is a predicted model, not a curated record. Lineage: Eukaryota; Fungi; Ascomycota; Sordariomycetes; Hypocreales; Nectriaceae. The transcript has 4 exons. Gene Ontology annotation, molecular function: oxidoreductase activity. The coding region runs from base 1 to 885 and encodes 294 amino acids.
AUGGCAUCCAAACUCACCCUCAACUCUACUCUAAAGCUCAACUCGGGAUAUGAGAUCCCCCGUCUCGGCUUUGGUGUCUAUCAAACCCCUCUGGAACAAGCCCCAGACAUUUGCAAGGGAGCGUUGGAGGUUGGCUAUCGGCAUAUCGACUCGGCCUCGGCGUACCGCAACCAAGGGGAGAGCGCCCAAGGCAUCACGGCCACUGGCAUCCCCCGAUCCGAAGUCUUCUUCACUACCAAGGUCCCCGUACGCAAGGCACCCUUGGGAUAUGACAACACGCUGAAGCUGGUGAAUACGGCUCUGGAGGAGACGAAGCUGGGCUACCUCGACCUGGUGCUCAUCCACGCGCCCUACGGCGGCCCUGAGAACCGCAAGGGCGCAUGGAAAGCACUGGUCGAGUGCGUCGAGGCCGGCAAAGUGCGCUCCAUUGGUAUAUCCAACUACGGCGUGCACCACCUCGACGAGCUGGAGGCGUACAUCAAGGAGCUCGAAGGGGAGCGCGGCGGGCCAGGCAAGGGCGGCGUCAUCUCGGUGGGCCAGUGGGAAGUGCACCCGUGGCUGACGCGCGCGGACAUUGUGACGUGGUGCCGCGCGCGUAACAUCGCCGUCGAGGCCUACUGUCCCAUUGUGCGCGGCCAGCGCUGGGGCGAGCCCAAGGUUGCGGCGCUGGCGGCCAAGUACGGCAAGACGGAGGCCCAGAUCCUGCUGCGCUGGAGCCUGCAGCGCGGAUAUGUGCCGCUGGUCAAGAGCGUGACGCCGUCGCGGAUCCUCGAGAAUACGCAGCUGUACGACUUUGAGCUGACGGAAGAAGAGGUUGAGGAUAUGGCGACGACCGACUACAGCCCAUGUGCGUGGGAUCCGACGGUUGAGACGCUGGACAAGUAG